AUGUUUGCGAGGAGGUUCAUGGGUCGAAGGAUGAAUUGUUUGAUGAUGGCAGAAUUGGGAGAGAAGAAAAGAAAGCUUAACAUGGAGCAAGUCAAGACACUUGAGAAGAGUUUCGAGUCAAGCAACAAGCUUGAGCCCGAGAGGAAAGUGAAGCUGUCUCAAGCCCACAUGCUUCAACCAAGACAGAUUGCCAUAUGGUUUCACAACAAUAGGGCUAGGUGGAUCAAGAGAUCAUCUAUUUCUUUUUUGGGUAUUGAUAAUGUUUGCGAGGAGGUUCAUGGGUCGAAGGAUGAUUGUUUGAUGAUGGCAGAAUUGGGAGAGAAGAAAAGAAAGCUUAACAUGGAGCAAGUCAAGACACUUGAGAAGAGCUUUGAGUCAAGCAACAGGCUUGAGCCCGAGAGGAAAGUGAAGCUGUCUCAAGCCCACAUGCUUCAACCAAGACAGAUUGCCAUAUGGUUUCAAAACAAUAGGGCUAGGUGUAAAAUAAAACAAUUGGAGAAAGACUAUCAAUUUCUUAAAAGACAAUUUGAAGUUGUGAAAGCAGAAAUGACACUUUUCAAGUACAGAACCGGAAACUCCAGACCAAGGUAA
Messenger RNA from Fraxinus pennsylvanica, 591 nucleotides. NCBI's taxonomy places the organism in Eukaryota, Viridiplantae, Streptophyta, Magnoliopsida, Lamiales, Oleaceae. The record is from the annotation of a GenBank genome assembly.